Messenger RNA from Acanthopagrus latus (yellowfin seabream), 2464 nucleotides. RefSeq names its product heparan sulfate glucosamine 3-O-sulfotransferase 6-like. The record is from RefSeq and is a predicted model, not a curated record. The transcript has 2 exons. Bases 448 to 1569 code for a protein of 373 amino acids. Gene Ontology annotation, molecular function: [heparan sulfate]-glucosamine 3-sulfotransferase activity. Lineage: Eukaryota; Metazoa; Chordata; Actinopteri; Spariformes; Sparidae.
AUAGAAAUAAACACAGGCCCACAGUCCCAGCCUCUAUACAUGUAGGCAUGUUUAUGUAUAGCUGGAGGAAGGAGGGGUGGAGACUGGUGGAAAAGGGCGUAGGAGAAGCGGAGGAGAAACCUUGAAUGGGAGAUGAGUGGACUUCAGAGCGCACAGACACAGCAGGCUGCGUACAAGCCAGUCAUGACACAUGGUGGCAAAAGUUUCACACUUAGUUUAGUGUUUUUGUGAAAAGAAAAACAGGGAGAGAGAGAGAUUAUGAGGAUUCUUUCUGACGUACCCACCGCGUCAGAAGCUCUCCGUGUGAUGCUUCACUUUUGCGCAACAGGUUCUGCGAGAUAAACAGUUAAAAGGCAAAAAAACAGCAUCACCUCCGAUCGAUGUGGGGAGAAGCAGCAUGCUGGUGUCCCCGUUUUGGCACUUUGGCAUCGCGCAGGAGAUCAACUCAUGGGAUGUAGCGGAUGCAGAGUCAGGUUCAACUUUGGCAAGGUGCAGUCCAAAGUCUCGGUGUUCUUUACCAUGCUCCUGAUCUUCACCUACUUCUUCUACUGCCUCAGCGGACUCUGCGAUUCGGCUCCGAGAGCUUUAUACAGCCAAGAGACAUUAGACUAUGACAUUCUGGACGAUCAUCGCCGCCUUUUCGACGACCUGCGACCGUCGCCGCGUCUCCUCCCCGACCGGAACCGCACAGCCUCCGCCGCGGACGCAGAGCAGGUGGACGCGCCGGGAGACCUGGACGGCGCCAAGGAGAGCGCACCACAGGACGGCGGCAUCCCCGUGUCAAACACGUUCGGUACCAAAAGGUUUCCGCAGGCGAUUAUAAUCGGCGUGAAGAAGGGAGGGACCCGCGCCCUGCUGGAGUUUCUCCGCAUCCACCCGGACGUGAGAGCGGUCGGCGCGGAGCCGCACUUCUUCGACAGGUUUUACGAUAAAGGACUGGAGUGGUACAGGAACCUGAUGCCUCGGACGCUGGACGGCCAGAUCACCAUGGAGAAGACACCCAGCUACUUCGUCACAAAGGAGGCUCCAAGCCGCGUCUGCACUAUGAACUGCCAAACCAAGCUCAUUGUGGUGGUGAGAGAUCCCGUGACGCGGGCUGUCUCCGACUACACCCAGACACUGUCCAAGAACCCAGGCCUUCCAUCUUUCCAGAGCCUGGCUUUGAAAAAUGUCUCAACAGGUCUGAUUGACACGUCGUGGAGCGCUGUGCGCAUCGGCCUCUAUGCCAAACAUCUGGAGAACUGGCUCCAGCAUUUCCCCUUGUCUCAUUUUCUGUUUGUUAGCGGCGAGCGGCUGGUGUCUGAUCCGGCUGGGGAGAUGGGCCGUGUUCAGGACUUCCUGGGUCUGAAAAGGGUCGUUUCAGACAAACACUUCUACUUCAACCAGACCAAAGGUUUUCCCUGCUUGAAGAAGCCAGAGGGGAGCAGCAGACCUCGCUGCCUUGGAAAGUCUAAAGGCAGACCCCAUCCACAGAUCCCCACCGAGGUCCUGCAGAGGCUCAGAGACUUCUACAGGCCCUUUAACCACAGAUUCUACCAGAUGAGUGGACAAGACUUUGGCUGGGACUAACAGCAGAUUCUUGUCAUAUAGCCCAGAUAAAAGUCUUCAACUAUCUCAUGAGACUGACUGUUCAGUGCUCCGCGGGGCUAACAUUCUCAGGGCCGGGGUAGACGAACACAGAGUCCACAGACUGAAUUCUGCCUCAGUAGAACCAACAUGACAUGCAGCACAUGAACUCACUGUUUUGCUGUAGAUAGAAGCCGACAUGGACACAGCGCUGCCAACAUAUAUACAGUUAAUGGCUUAGUUAUUAAACCAUUAAAACAUCUCCUCGCUUGUAUGUAAAUGUCAUCGUCUUCGAAGCAAACGAUGUACCAAAGGGAAAGCAGACAUUGCUUUAUGUUUUGUUUUAUGAAAUAAGCUGAUAUUUAUAGUUUCUGUCGAUUUGAAACAGAUUUCUUUUAUAAAAGAAAAGUAUUUAUUACAUGGUAAGGAAAGACAUAAAAAUGAGUAUGCUUCAUUGACAGGACAUUGGGAAAGAAAUGUCAGACUUUAUGAUAAACCACUAUUUCUUCUUACUGCAUUUAUGUUUUUAAUUACAUUUUCUGUUUUCAAAUGCUACAUGUUAGUUUUCAGCUUUUUCUCAGUUCUUAACAGUUGAUAUACCAAUGAUACCUCAUCUGUAAAUAAUAAAUGUUAACAACAGAAACCACACAUACGCACAUUCCAUUUGUAGAUACUUUUUUUCGCUUCAAAGCUACAUAGCUGUUUUUCAUUUCCCUUGACAAUAGCGAAUAUAUCCACUGUUUCCCCAUUCAAGUAAUUGCUGUCUUGAUCUGUGAUUAUUUUGAACCUUUUUAAAAUCCACGUGUACACAAAGCACAGCGGCAUGUAUUAAACCUUAAUUCUGACUCUGAUUCUUUGUGUUUCGUGAAGUAAAGUUUUAGCUGACAUGGCAUCCAGA